AUGAUCGCAGCCCCUGACAUUCAACUCGUUCGCCGUGAGGUUACGACGGUAGCAUCGCGAUCUCCGAGGUGCAUGGUUGUGUAUCCACUUGGAAAGAAGAGCAGGCAGCGAAUAGGGGUUGCGGAUAAAAAUGGCAUCAUGUCCGUCUUUUCACUGCGAAAGGCGAUGGAGCGCGUGGCGGUCUUUGAAACCCCACCUCAGAACAGGCCUGUGAGCUGCGCGACUAUCUAUGAGGACCAACUAUUUUUUGUUCAUGGCAGCACGCUCGAGGCGUACUCGCGGAAGGGUAGGCGCUUUUUCUCGUUUGACACCAACGUGACGGAUGUCAUCCACACCCUUUUUGUUUCCACUCCAUUCAUUAUUUGCUGCGGCAACUUUAUGGCGACUGGGUUUAGGGAGGCGAGUGAGCUCGGUUUCUACAUGGCACCAGACAGAAUUAAUGCCAUGGCGGUUUUUGCUGUCUCUUCCGUCGCGAAUCUGGAGGAACGCAAUUUUGAUGAUUAUCGGUGUAUUCUUGGCUGCAAUGACCGUACUGUUCGUAUGCUGCGGAGUCAUAAAUCCAUAGAUGACAUUCGUUGUGAGGCUCCCGUGACGUCUUUAGGUGUCAGUGAUGGGACGCGCAGGGUGUACUACGGGACAAGCGCAGGGUCGUUGGGUUGUCUGGAUAUUGGGAGCGGCGACUCUUUCCUCUCACGGGUUUUUAGUUUUGUUCCCGAUGACCACCAGGCAGCCGUAACCGCCCUUGCUGUGUAUGAUAUCAACAUGGACGAGAGAGAGGAGCUGCUGGUGGGUCGUCAGGACGGCUCGGUGCAGAUUUUUUACGUUUAUGCGGAGGAGGGGGCUGAUAGCGGUCAUCCCGUUUGCAUGUGGUCGGGGAACACGGAUGAGAGCGUCCUGUCCAUGGCUGCUGGCUUCAUUACAGAUUCUCGCCGCCCAGGCGUGCUGGUACAUUCCUUCAGUGGCAGGAUCACAACCUUCACACUAAAGGAAGAGGAGCAUGCUGCACCGAAGGAGAUGGAGGCUGUCGACGCCGUGUUAGAGUGCACAGAUGCCCAAAUCAACGAAGCCCGCGAGGAAAUUGAAGGCCUUAAGCGGUCAAUUGAGGCCAGAACGCGGGAGCUGGCGGCAUACAGAGGGGUGAAGAAAGGCGACACACCAUUGCUUGCCGUUUCUUCCACCUUCAAGACCAGGGUGACGCUAUCGCAACAAAAAGACAGCCCUGCACUGCGACUUAUAGUAGAGGUUGAUACUCCGCUGGACUGCGUGGUGCUCCAGAGUGAGUUGCAUCUGCAUUUUUUAGAGGAGUCUGCGGAGGUAAUUGUGCAAGAGGAAAUACCGCGGAAUAAUCCCUUGACUAAAACAAUUGCCAUUGUGCAUCCCUUAGAGACACGGAAUUACAGCUGCUCCGUUGCAUUUUGGGUGGAGGAUGGGCAGUGGGGACUGCUGAAGGUCACUGCAUUGGCUGCUCCUGCCCCCCGCACCGCACAGGUGAAGAUGGUGCAGUUACGACCACUGCCACUCUACGCUCGCGUGGGAAGAGUCGAUAAGGCAGUGACGGAAGGAAAUGCGUCCCCCGUGCUUUCUACAAUGGAGGUGCGGGGAAAUUUUAGCGCCAGAGACAUGCAUAGCUGGAUAUUCAGAUUGCUGCCCGGAACCCCUGAGAUGUACCAAGAAAAAAUGUCUACUUUGAGCUACGAGGACACAUUUUUCCAAAACCCUCUUGAGGUUAAGUACGGCGAUGGAAGCGCAUUGUUCACCACCGAAUUGUUGCAGGUUUUGAUGGUGACGGAACGGUUUAUUCGUUACUGCGCCUCCGAACGCUCGCUAGAGGUGAGCUUCUCUGUGGGAAUUCAUAGCGAGGCGGUGCGCUCUAACCUUUCUCGCAUUGUCCCACGCAUAGCGGCGUGCAACAAGGGAUUGACAAGCUUCCGUCUCCUUGAGGCCCUUCAGGAGCUGCAGGGUGGGCAACAAACGGAUAUGGUCUGUUUUCCCAAGGAGUACCAGCGGAUACUCAGCCAGGCGGAUGAGACGAAAAAAGAGCAUGCACAGGCAAUGGUCACAAGGGGGUAUUUGCAGAAGGCGUUUGUGUCCCUCUGCAGCAGCGUGGUGGACAUCGUGCCGAAGAAGCCCAAGAUGAGUCUUGUUACAAAAGAGGCCUUGGCUGCUCUGACCGACUGCAGUGACGCCUCGGAGAUGAUGUCACGGCUAGAUAGCCUCUUGCUUUGUGAUGAGGGGGGGGAGGGCCUGAAAAGUACAGUUGACGAGGGAGGGGGGGAUGACACACAUAACGUGAGGGAUAGAGAUGGGGGGAGAGAAUGA
This is a messenger RNA of Trypanosoma cruzi, 2319 nucleotides long. RefSeq lists its product as uncharacterized. NCBI's taxonomy places the organism in Eukaryota, Euglenozoa, Kinetoplastea, Trypanosomatida, Trypanosomatidae. Gene Ontology annotation, molecular function: protein binding. Bases 1 to 2319 code for a protein of 772 amino acids. Gene Ontology annotation, cellular component: BBSome; ciliary basal body; axoneme. The record is from RefSeq and is a predicted model, not a curated record. Gene Ontology annotation, biological process: intracellular transport; cilium assembly; intracellular protein localization. The transcript has a single exon.